ACCUUCCAUAGCUAUUAUUGAGCGCCCACCCUCACGCCCACCACCGCACUCCAAUCGCAAUGGCAGAACCCCAACCCUCCACCAUCCACGAAGGCGCCUCUACCCCCGCCCUCGACGACACGUCCUCGACACCUUCCAAUGGCACGAAAAAAGAAGUCGAUGGCAAAGCCCUCGAUAAAGCGAUGAAAGGGCUUAGUGUAAAGGAUAAAGCCGAGGAGGAAAAGAAGAAAAAUGUCAAGAUCGAGGCGGGGGAUGUUGCGGUUUUGGUAUCCGAGUUGGAGAUUACAAAAGCGAAAGCGACCGAGUUGCUGCGGGCGAAUGAGGGGGAUGCGGUCAAGGCUUUAGUUGCUUUUGUUACUGCAGCGCCUUGA
Bipolaris maydis ATCC 48331 is the source of this 371-nucleotide messenger RNA. RefSeq lists its product as uncharacterized. The record is from RefSeq and is a predicted model, not a curated record. Gene Ontology annotation, biological process: negative regulation of apoptotic process; protein stabilization. Lineage: Eukaryota; Fungi; Ascomycota; Dothideomycetes; Pleosporales; Pleosporaceae.